GAGAGAAAGAGAGACGUAUGCGCGCUCGGUUUGGAAGUUACGUGGGGUCAUUAGACGGAGGGACGACGCAAUUGACAAAGUGGGGUUUUGAUUCUCCAGCAAGGCAACUCGAUACAGGGGAAGGGGGUUAGAUUGAGAUACCAAAAACAGAGGCCGAAGGAAGGAUCGCUGUAUUCUCACCAAUUCAACAAGAGGAAUGAAAGCAGAAAUCCAGGGUCCACCAAAGGAGGGGCUAAAAACUCGCGUUACCUCAAAAUUCAUGUCACAUUAAUAUGCAGUUCAAAUCUAAACGUUGAGAGCCUGAAAUCCAUCUGCAAGACAGAGAGAGGUGAGGAGAGGGGGAGCGAGAGAUGUCAUGGGGAUUGGGGUGGAAGAGGCCUUCUGAGACCUUUCAAUUGAGUCUCUGUUAUGGAGAGGAAUUAUCAGGAUCUCCACCCUCCUUCCCGUCAUUGGCAUCAGCAUCCUCAAUCUCUUCUUCCAACUCUACCUCAUCUUCCACCAAUACCGCCCACGAUGAGCCGUCCCAACCUCUCAGAAUCCAAUUGGAAUGGUCGGCGGGCGAAGACGAAGAUCAGGUGGCUCUCAGGCUCCAAUCCCAGCUUAUGGUCGCCCUUCCUCCUCCGCAGGACACGGUCCUCCUGAAUCUCAAUAGGAGGAAGGUCGAGAAGGAAGAAGAAGUAGAAGAGGAGGUGGACGUCGAGAUGAAGGUUGUGAAGAAGAGGGAGCCUCUGUGUUCGAUCACCAUGUUGAAGACGAUGGCGUCUGGCCAGCAGAGUGACGGCGUCGGGGUGCUGACCCGGUUGAUCCGAUCGAAUGCCGGUGGGGAGGGUGGUCCGGCUGCUUAUGCUUUAGGAUUUGAGCAGCAUUGGAGGAGCGUCACAUUUCUCAACCUCUCCGGAUGUGGAUUGUCGGUUUUGCCCGUGGAAUUAACCCGAUUACCACUCCUCCAGAAGCUGUAUCUUGACAACAAUAAGCUAUCACUUUUACCAUCAGAACUUGGUGAACUGAAAAGCUUGAAAGAGCUCCGACUUGAUUAUAACAUGUUGAUCUCAGUUCCUGUAGAACUCAAGGAGUGUAUAGGGCUUACAGAAUUGUCGCUGGAGCAUAACAAGCUAGUCCGCCCUCUGUUGGAUCUGAGGGCUAUGUCUGAAUUGCGAAUUCUAAGAUUGUUUGGCAAUCCUCUUGAAUUUCUUCCAGAGAUCUUGCCCUUACAUAAACUCCGUCACUUGACACUUGCAAAUAUCAGAAUUGAAGCUGAUGAUGAUUUAAAGCUGGUGAAUGUGAAAACUGAGAUGGACAACAGUUCUUAUUUUGCUGCAUCUAGGCACAAACUUGGUGCCUUCUUCUCACUCAUUUUCCGGUUCUCCUCUUGUCAUCAUCCAUUGCUAGCUUCAGCCUUGGCCAAAAUUAUGCAGGAUCAUGCUAACCGUUUGGCUAUUAGCAAAGAUGAGAAUGCAGUUCGUCAACUAAUUAGUAUGAUAAGCAGUGGAAACCGUCAUGUGGUGGAGCAAGCGUGUUCUGCUCUUUCAUCAUUGGCCGCAGAUGUUGCCCUGGCGAUACAGUUGAUAAAGGCUGACAUCAUGCAACCUGUGCAGUCACUGCUGAAGUCAUUUAUUCCUGAAGAACUUAUAUCUGUAUUGCAAGUAGUAGUGACCUUAGCUUUUGCUUCUGAUAUUGUGGCUCAAAAGAUGUUGACAAAAGAAAUGUUGAAAUCUCUGAAGGCAUUAUGUGCGCAUAAGAACACAGAGGUACAAAGAUUGUCACUCCUAGCAGUUGGUAAUUUAGCAUUUUGUCUGGAAAAUCGUCGUACACUGGUCACGUCAGAAAGUUUGCGUGAACUUCUCCUUCGUUAUACUGUUGCACCUGAGCCAUGUGUGAAAAAGGCUGCUGCACGUGCUUUGGCAAUUCUUGGGGAGAAUGAACUUCUACGACGGGCAAUAAGAGGUCGGGCAGUUGGGAAGCAAGGGUUAAGAAUACUAUCAAUGGAUGGAGGUGGCAUGAAAGGCAUGGCUACUGUGCAGAUGCUUAAGCAAAUAGAACAAGGGACUGGCAAGCGAAUCCAUGAGAUGUUUGAUCUUAUAUGUGGUACAUCAACAGGUGGCAUGCUUGCGAUUGCUCUUGGAAUUAAAAAAAUGACGCUGGAACAAUGUGAAGAAAUAUACAAGAAUUUAGGAAAGCUGGUGUUUGCUGAACCAAUCCCCAAGGACAACGAAGCAGCAUCUUGGAGAGAGAAAUUAGAUCAACUAUACAAAAGUUCAUCGCAAAAUUUUAGGGUUGUCGUGCAUGGAUCUAAGCAUAGUGCAGAUCAGUUUGAGAGGUUGCUAAAAGAGAUGUGUAAAGAUGAAGAUGGUGACCUUUUGAUUGAAUCUGCUGUGAAAAACACACCAAAAGUUUUUGUGGUCUCAACUCUUGUUAGUGUGAUGCCAGCUCAGCCUUUCUUGUUCCGAAAUUACCAGUAUCCUGCUGGCACACCAGAAAUGACGAUUGGAACCACAGAAAGUACCGCUGUUAGCAUUGGAUCACCUCCUACCAGUGCUCCGAUACAUUCUCAAGGUGGUACAAAGAGAGCUGCAUUUCUCGGAAGCUGUAAGAAUCAUAUAUGGGAAGCCAUAAGAGCAUCAUCUGCAGCUCCAUAUUAUCUUGAUGAUUUUUCUGAUGAUGUGAAUAGGUGGCAGGAUGGAGCAAUUGUGGCAAACAACCCCACUAUUAUUGCAAUAAGAGAAGCACAGCUUCUAUGGCCCGACGCACAAAUCGAUUGCCUCGUAUCAGUGGGUUGUGGUUCUGUUCCAACAAAGACUCGAGGAAAAGGUGGUUGGCGUUACCUGGAUACUGGCCAAGUUUUGGUCGAGAGUGCAUGCUCGGUUGAACGAGUGGAAGAAGCAUUGAGCACAUUACUGCCUGUUCUUCCUGACGUCCAGUAUUUUCGAUUUAAUCCAGUUGAUGAGCGGUGUGGCAUGGAGUUGGAUGAGACUGAUCCUGCCGUUUGGCUCAAGUUAGAAGCUGCAACAGAGGAGUAUAUGCAGAAAAAUAUUCAAUCUUUCAAGAGUCUCUGUGACCGUCUUGUGCCAUAUCGAGACGAAGAGAAGCCUGACAAGACAACGUCUUAUUAUUUUCCUACCACAAAGCAGUCAAGUGCAGUGGUGGAUGAUGCCAGUCCCUGCUUAGGUUGGAGACGUACGGUUCUCCUACUAGAGUCUAGUCAGGAUCCAGAUUCAGCAAAGGCUACUCACCACGCUCGUGCACUUGAAACGUUUUGUUCUCGCAAGGGAAUAAGGUUAUCCAUGAUGAACAGGAUGUGCGUUUCUUCAAAGGCUGCAACAGCGUUUCCAACUCCAUUUACAUCCCCCUUGUUUAACGGAAGCUUUCCUUCAAGCCCACUUACAUACAGUCCUGAGUUUGGUCACCAGAGAGCAAACCGAAUGGAUUUGAUUCCACCGCUGAGCUUAGACGGGUUGCAGAGUCAGGCUGCAACAGGAAAAGUUUCCAUCUCCCCUCCUGAUACUCCAUCAUCAGGUCCAAGGCAACUUUCUGUGCUUGUUCAAUCACUCCACGAGAAACUGCAGAAUCUGCCCCAAGUUGGCAUAGUUCAUUUGGCUCUUGAAAAUGAUUCUGUAGGUUCCAUCUUAAGUUGGCAGAAUGAUGUGUUCGUUGUGGCAGAACCAGGCGAACUGGCAGAUAGAUUUAUCCAGAGCGUCAAGUCCGGCCUGUUAUAUAGAGCAAGAGGUCCUAACAGAAAAGAUGCAGUGGCCAUGUCUCGGAUUUCAACAAUUUCUGCUUUGGUUGCACAUAAUCGUUCUUUUCAAGUUGGGGGAAUAUUACAUCGAUAUAUUGGACGGCAAACACAGGUUCUUGAAGACAACCAAGAAAUUGGGGCAUUCAUGUUCCGGAGAACCCUUCCUGCAGUUCAUCUAACAUCUGAAGAUGUUCGUUUGAUGGUUGGUGCAUGGAGAGAGAGAAUUAUAAUCUGCACAGGGAAGUACGGGCUAGCCCCCAGUCUGGUGAAGGCUUUCCUGGAUUGUGGUGCCAAGGCAGUAAUUUCACCAUCAGAAGAACCACCGGGGAUACAGUCAGCUGCAUUCUUUGAUGGUCAAAUUGCCUCAGGCGAUAUCAACAAUCUAGAGAAUGGGCGGUUUGUGAUCGGCGACGAGGAGGCUGAGGAAGAAGUGGAGCCAUCAAGCCCUAUGAGCGAUUGGGAAGACAGUGAUAUUGAGAACGGUGGGCAAGGCACGGAUGCUCGCGGUAAGGAAGAAGAAGAUCUCUCCCAGUUUGUGUGCACGUUGUAUGACAGUCUGUUUCGAGUAGGUGCAAGUGUCGAUGUGGCGCUGCGACAAGCUCUCAGUCUACAUUCCAAGUUACGAUACCAAUGCCAUCUCCCAAGUAUAUCUUAGUUGUAGAUAUAAUACAAGUUAAAGAGAUGAUAAAGAAAAAAUAGAAAAUGGUAAGAGCUUUUAUAA
Molecule: messenger RNA, 4454 nt
Organism: Nymphaea colorata (pocket water lily)
Lineage: Eukaryota; Viridiplantae; Streptophyta; Magnoliopsida; Nymphaeales; Nymphaeaceae
Product: phospholipase A I
Exons: 18
Coding region: 351-4388 (1345 amino acids)
Biological process (GO): fatty acid metabolic process
Cellular component (GO): membrane
Molecular function (GO): glycerophospholipase activity; protein binding
Source: RefSeq, a predicted model, not a curated record